Messenger RNA from Dendrobium catenatum, 1050 nucleotides. RefSeq names its product protein SHI RELATED SEQUENCE 1-like. The record is from RefSeq and is a predicted model, not a curated record. Gene Ontology annotation, biological process: positive regulation of DNA-templated transcription. Gene Ontology annotation, cellular component: nucleus. The coding region runs from base 160 to 927 and encodes 255 amino acids. Gene Ontology annotation, molecular function: DNA-binding transcription factor activity; DNA binding. The transcript is spliced from 2 exons. NCBI's taxonomy places the organism in Eukaryota, Viridiplantae, Streptophyta, Magnoliopsida, Asparagales, Orchidaceae.
AAGGGAGAAAAGCCUUUCUUCUUCCUCUUCCUCUUCCAUUCACUUCCUCUCUUCUCCUUCCCCAUGCUUUGUCCAAGAAGCAAGCGAAGGUUUAUGCGAUCCACUUUCAAGUAAAGCAGAGGCCAUGGAAACGGAGGAGGAAGCAAACACGAAAGAACAAUGGCAGGCUUCUCUCUAGGUGGCGGAGGUGACGACGGCGGCUUCGGCCACGGAAACCAACGAGGAGGCGAAGAAGAAAGCCACUUCCUUUACAACAGAACCGGCCGCGGCGGCCAAAACGUAUGGAAACAGCAAGAGCAACUUUUCUCAGUGCCGACGGGCUCUCUGCUCGCCUUCGGCGGCGGUGAUGAGCCCGCCAGCGAUAACAGAGAAGGAAUAAGCUGCCAAGACUGCGGAAACCAAGCGAGAAAAGAUUGUUCUCACAUGCGAUGCCGCACUUGCUGUAAAAACCGCGGCUUUCAUUGCCAAACACACGUCAAAAGCACAUGGGUUCCAGCCGCCAAACGCCGAGACAGAAAUCAGAGGUUCGCUGCCGGAGAGAGCUCCAGAAGAGCGGUGAUGGACCAAGAUGAGAUUUUUCCGGCGGAAGUGUGCUUACCGGCAGUAUUUCGAUGCGUGAGGGUGAAACAAGUGGAUGAGGCGGAGGAGCAGCUUGCGUAUCAGACGGCGGUUAGUAUAAGAGGACGCGUAUUCAAGGGUUUAUUAUAUGAUCAAGGCCCUCAGUUUUCCUCAGCGGAGCGCCAAAUGCUCCACUCCGGCGAGUCUUCGUCAAGCGCCGCCGGUGGGUUUGGGACGGGAGUUAUUAUGGGGAGUACGACGGCGGCUGCCGGCGAUUUGGUUACGGAUACUUCAUCAAUAUAUCCGAAUCCUGUUGGGGCUUUCAUGUCAGGAACACUGUUCUUUCCUCAACAACAGCCGAAGCCUUAAUUGAAAGCUGAGCGGAUCCGAUUUAUUCAGCACUGCAAGGGAAUCUCUCACUGAUUUGAGAUUUUUAGAAAGCAACUGCAGCAAAGGGAAGAGCGCAGAUUGCAGGAAUAUGAUGAAUCAAAG